This is a messenger RNA of Elephantulus edwardii (Cape elephant shrew), 1462 nucleotides long. RefSeq names its product cholecystokinin A receptor (gene CCKAR). Lineage: Eukaryota; Metazoa; Chordata; Mammalia; Macroscelidea; Macroscelididae. Bases 121 to 1461 code for a protein of 446 amino acids. Gene Ontology annotation, cellular component: membrane. The record is from RefSeq and is a predicted model, not a curated record. Gene Ontology annotation, biological process: neuropeptide signaling pathway. Gene Ontology annotation, molecular function: cholecystokinin receptor activity; neuropeptide receptor activity. The transcript is spliced from 5 exons.
AGAGUGUGGGGCAGUGGAGGUUCCCGUAGCGAUGGCAGUGGAAGCCCACACCUGGAAAUCACUCCCUCCCCGCCCCUCCACAGCAGACUUCCCUGGGGAGCGUCUCAGGCCAUUGGAGGAAUGACCGAGAGUGCGCCCUUCUGUAGCUCGCCAGCACUUGGUGGGCGGCAGCAGGCAAGGAUGGAUGUGGUUGACAGCCUUCUUGUGAACGGAAGCAACAUCACCCCUCCCUGCGAACUCGGGCUGGAAAACGAGACUCUUUUCUGCGUAGAUCAGCCCCUUCCUUCCAGAGAGUGGCAGCCAGUGGUGCAGAUCCUCCUGUAUUCCUUGAUAUUCCUGCUUAGCGUGCUGGGCAACACCCUGGUCAUCACAGUGCUGAUCCGGAACAAGCGGAUGAGGACUGUCACCAACAUCUUCCUGCUUUCCCUGGCAGUCAGUGACCUCAUGCUCUGUCUCUUCUGCAUGCCGUUCAACCUUAUCCCCAACCUCCUCAAGGAUUUCAUCUUCGGCAGUGCUGUCUGCAAGACCACCACCUACUUCAUGGGCACCUCUGUGAGCGUGUCCACCUUUAACCUGGUGGCCAUAUCACUGGAGAGAUACGGUGCGAUUUGCAAACCCUUGCAGUCCCGGGUCUGGCAGACCAAGUCCCAUGCCUUGAAGGUGAUUGCUGCUACCUGGUGCCUGUCCUUUACCAUCAUGACUCCGUACCCGAUUUAUAGCAACCUGGUCCCUUUUACCAAAAACAACAACCAGACGGCCAAUAUGUGCCGCUUUCUGCUACCCAGUGAUGUUAUGCAGCAGUCCUGGCACACAUUCCUGUUACUCAUCCUUUUUCUCAUUCCUGGAAUUGUAAUGAUGGUGGCAUAUGGAUUAAUCUCUUUGGAACUCUACCAAGGGAUAAAAUUUGAUGCUAGCCAGAAGAAAUCUGCUAAAGAACGAAAGCUCAGCAGCAGCUGCAGAUUCGAGGACAGCGAUGGGUGCUACCUGCAGAAGCCCAGACACCCCAGAAGGCUGGAGCUCCAGCAGCUGUCCGCCCGCAGCAGCGGCAGGAUCGGCCGCAUCCGGAGCAGCAGCUCGGCCGCCAACCUGAUGGCCAAGAAGCGAGUGAUCCGCAUGCUCAUCGUCAUCGUGGUCCUCUUCUUCCUGUGCUGGAUGCCCAUCUUCAGCGCCAACGCCUGGCGGGCCUACGACACGGCUUCGGCCGAGCGCCGCCUCUCGGGGACCCCCAUUUCCUUCAUCCUCCUGCUCUCCUACACCUCCUCCUGCGUGAACCCCAUCAUCUACUGCUUCAUGAACAAGCGCUUCCGUCUGGGCUUCAUGGCCACCUUCCCCUGCUGCCCCAGCCCCAGCCCUGCGGGAGCCAGAGGGGAGGGGGGCGAGGAGGAGGAAGGCCGGACCACGGGGGCCUCUCUGACCAGGUACUCCUACAGCCACAUGAGUACCUCUGCCCCGCCCCCAUGAG